UCUAUCUAUCUAUCUAUCUAUCUAUUUUUCUCUAUAACUUCUUUCUGUUGGAUGCAAAGUCAAAGUCUAUCGAUAAGUGGAAAAAAGAUGAGUUGUCGUCAAAUAUCAGCGUCUCGACGUCUCAACUUUGCACGGAAGAAACAGUAUGGUUGGUCCACACAUAAAUCCAGUUGUACCAACCAGAUUCAAUAGUGAAAUACGGAACAACUAUUAAUUAUGUGAUUUCUACCAACCACAGAGCAAACGCUGAGUUAAUGACAUUGCAGCAGUGACGAUAUCAAGUUGGUUCAACCAGUGUGUGUUCAUAUAAAUGUCACCUUAGCCGAUUUCUGGUAACCAGAUUACGCACAAUCACAUUGAUGUAGUUGAUGUGUCAAAGUAACUGAUAUUCAUAUCAACCGUACGCGUUGCUAUGAUACAAAAAUCAAGUUCUAGCAUAUUUAUAUCGAUAAACGACGAUUGAGUAACCGAAACGGACAAGAAAGAUGCUGCUAAUAAGUGAAAUAAAUGUCGAGAAAUCCGGCAAAACAGCCGCGCACAACAGGUGCAUUUGUGAAUGGCUAGACUACUCGAAAGGCCGACGGGGUACGGUAUCGAAUGCGCGCUAAAAGACGAGGAGAGGGUUCGUAAAGGCGCAGCCGCCGAUCGACGGCGACGGUAUAAAAUUACGGUAUCGUGUAAACAGAGAAUCUCGUCGGCGCGUCUGAUGGCGGCUUGGGUGGCCGUCGGGGAGCUUCACGUGUUCUCCGCAAGCGCGGAGGCUGUAACGGCGAGAGCGAACGAGCGAGAGUUCUACCGCGACAAUAGCUCCGACGACGACGAUGACGACGGCGACGAUGAUCGACGGGAACCAUUUGCGAUGAACCGGAAGAUAUAAAUCUCAACUCUUUCUCCCACCUUCAAACGGUCACCAUGUCGAAGAUAUCAAGACCGACGUUCUCGCGUGAGGCGCACGUGAUCUCACGAGAUACGCGGACAAUUCUUUCCCGUUGACGUGCUGUUUACAGGACAGAGUAUCGUUACGAGCUAUCGUACGUGAACCAUCUGUCUGAAACGUUCGGCCAGAAGCGAGAAGUCGAACCAAAAAAGUAUCUUUUCUUGUCUGCUAUUGCGUUUGUCUCGGUACUUAUUUUGCGCAUUAUGUUUCUUAUCCUCGCGCAAAUUAAUUGCCCAUAAUAAAAUAAACGAAUGAUAGAUGUAUAUUGAGAGGAUUUGGUUUUCUAUUUUUUAUCUACUAAUACUUACUGUGGUAGAAACAGAUUCAUUCGAUCUGUUGUGUAGUGCAACUGAAAGGAAUGAAAAGUUCUAUAGGCUAUAACUUCCGCAAAAAUGAAGUUAAUGAGAUAAAGCGGCAAGCGUUUUACAACAUCAAAGUCUCUAAUUUUCAAAUAUAUGUACUUUUGAAUAUCAUAUUUACUUACUCUUUAUGAUG
Molecule: messenger RNA, 1432 nt
Organism: Odontomachus brunneus
Lineage: Eukaryota; Metazoa; Arthropoda; Insecta; Hymenoptera; Formicidae
Exons: 2
Coding region: 557-877 (106 amino acids)
Source: RefSeq, a predicted model, not a curated record